AAAUAGUUGUUAUUUUGUGUUCACAAAAUGUUAAAUACAAUUUUAAUUGUAAGUAUUUUGUUUAAUGUCUAAAAUAAAGUGCAAUAUUCGUGUUGCGUAUUUCGAUAAAAGCAAAUGUCAAACAAAGCAAAAAGUGCCGCAAGUGUGGGUGAGACACCAUUUUUGCGAAGCGCCAAAUAAAAUUGCAAAAUCUAAACAAUUCAAUUUAAAAUGACAAAAGGUGCAUUCAAUACUGAAAGAACCAUUAUUCACCAUCACCACACACCACAGCGUAGCAAACAACACACAACGAUCUCAAUAAAGAGCGUAUACGAUCUCAUUUACGCUCUUAGUAUACGAGCUCCCGCCUUACGCUAACGCCGAAAUUCCUCAACACACCAAAAUACCCAUAAUCAACAAGUGACAGCGUAGCACGAUCAGCUGUUCGUUGAUUUCGCGUAGCGCUCUGGCUGGCGCGCACAUCUGUCAGUUCACGUGCGAAUUUAAGUUUGUUUACAUCAGUCCAAAACAAUUGUGAAGAUUUUAACUAAUAUCUUUCGUGUACGGGAGUGCGGUACGGUUAUAGUGAUAUAUUUAAGCGCUUAUUUAUUUGUGUAAAUUAAGUGUUAAUCGUUUCGUUCGUUUAUAACGUAAUGUCGAUUUUACUCGCGGAUAUCGAUGCGACUUGCGCGGCGCUCGGCUACUAUGAUAAGGAACGCUAUCAGGCCGAGCCGGACGCAUUGCAGGGCCUACGGCAUUUAAUAUGGAUUUUGCGUCGCGAUUUAGAAAACCAUGAAUAUCGUCGUCACUUGGGCCAUGCAAAAGUGUUGCAAACAGAUUUAGUGCAUAUGCUGCACGACUAUGUGCACGAUCCGGAAUAUACAGAUGCGCUUGUGCGUCUAAUGGUCAUCUUAACAAAUCCCACAUUGUUGUUGUAUCGCGAUGGACCACCAAAAGAUUUUCACAGUCGUAAAGUUUUUAUGGAAUUAAUUGAAAUUCUACAAGGCUACAAGAGUGCUUUCACACAAGACAAAGUUUGGGUGCCACUCUAUGGCAUAUUGAAGAAGGGAUUGGAAAUCGAUUGGGCGAUACGCAGCGAAGAGCAGAGCCUGAUGAUUGAACGCGUCCUUGUGCUGAUACGGAACGUGCUUCAAGUGCCGGCCAAUCCGGAGGCGGAGUGUCGUGCCGAUAACGAUGCCAGUCUGCAUGACCAAGUUAUCUGGGCGCUGCAUCAGUCGGGCCUCAUGGAUUUGGUGUUGUUUGUGGUGUCAUCACCGGAUGAGCAUCAGUUUCAUUUACACGGUUUAGAGAUUUUGUGUCUGCUCUAUCGCGAACAAACAGCCGAAUCCCUGGCGGAUGCAUCGUUGCAACGCAGCAUCGCGGAGAAGCAACGCGACGAGCAGGAAUUGUUGGCAGCGCGCCGCCGUGAACGACAACGGUUGCAGAGCAAACCGCCGACGGUGCGACAUUCACGUUUCGGCGGCACGUAUGUAAUACGGAAUAUGAAAUCCGUGUCGGAUCGCGACAUCAUUUGCCAUCAGCCGUUGGAACGUGUUGUGUCGAUUGAUUUCGAUCGUGAGAAGAAUCAGCAGAAGCGCUCAUUUCGCCAUAUCAAGGAGGAGGUGGAGUUGGCGCGACGCAGUGCGUUCUCCGUGCGUUUGUGCCUGCGCGAAUUCUGCAUUGAGAUCCUGCGUUCGGCUUACAAUACGCUGGUGCGCCAGGUGCGACGUGUGCUGGAACGUAAUGCCGGCACCGGCAAUCAUGAUGACUCCUACCUUUUGUGGGCGAUACGUUUCUUCAUGGAAUUCAAUCGUUUGAGCGGCAUGCAACUGGAGUUGGUGAGCGAAUCGUUGAGUGUGCAGUGCUUCCACUGGGUACUGAUGCGUAUGCAACAUGAUAUGGACAUGAUUGUCAGCGACAAGAAGCAGGCGCGCGUCUGGGCGAAGCGCUUGCAUGUUGCACUACAGACAUUCCGUGAAUUGUUGUUGAGUUUGUUGGCAUUGCAGAAAGUUAAGGACGAUCGAGCGUUGGCCCUCUUCAAUAUGCUAUUGAAUAAUGUCUGCUAUGUGCUGGAGUAUCGCGAGACAAUAUUGCAUCUGUUAAUGAACUACAAUGAGUCGCAUAGUACCAAAGCUUAUCUACGCGAUGUGAUCGAAACGGCCAACAUUUUCAUUAAAAUGAUGGAGAAGUUCUGCAAGGACACUGUGUUGUUGCAGGAGAAGAAACGCACCAAAAAGGGUGGACGCAAGUCGAAAGCAAAUAAAAAACCGGAACCAAAACCGCAACUCACUGAGGAUGAGCUCUCUAAUAAAUGGGCUGAAAUGGCCAGCGAAUUAAGUGAAUUACUCACCAAUGAACUCCAGUUGCCUGAAGAGGAUCAACCUCUCCCAUUCGAUGCGACAUCGGAGAAAAGUAUCGAUGAUCAAAAGGAAGACUGUAUGUUGCGUUUGCAUCGAUUUUUGCGCGAUCAGCAAUUUGAAAAGUCAGUUGCUCUACUGCGUGCAGCCAGGGAGGUCUGGCCAGAGAACGAUGCCUUCGGCGCCAUGUCCGCCGCACCAGAGGAUGAAUUGCUGCUGCUACGUGAGAUCUACAUGCACAACAUUGAAUCAGCGGAAAUUGAAAACGGCGAUAAUACAGCGAACGCGCAGUUCAUUGAAGGUGAAGAGGAAGACUAUGAUGAUGAGGAGAAUGAGGAGUAUCCAGAGGAGCGACUCGUAGAGAAGCCAUUUAAAUUUGAGGAUUUCGCCAAAAGAUUACUAAAUCCGAAAAUCGUACGCGCGUGUACUGUGGUCCUAACCGAUUGGAAUCAUAUACCAACAAAAUCAUUGAAGGCAGCUGUGACCAUAUUGCAUCGCGUCGCCGUUGCCUGUUGCUGCCCGGCCAUGUUGUAUCAUGCGAAACUCUUUCGCAUCUUCCAGCAAGUCUUCGCAGUCGAACGUGAUGCCCAUCACGAGGAGUUGCGCCGUCUCGGCAUCUAUGUGGUGCGUAAAUUUGUCGAAGCGGCGCCCACAAAUCCGAAAAUCUACGCUGAAUUAUUAUUCUGGAAGAGUGUCAAGGAGGCCAACGAGCUGGAAGGCGGCUAUUUGGAUGCAUAUGAGCCCGCUAAGGGUGUUUGGACUGAAGAACAGGAGGACCAACUGCGUAUGCUCUUUGAGGAGAAUCAGCGUAAUCCUGAAACUGAUAAGGAUGUGAUUGAUUGGAUAUUGGAGCAUAUGAAUGAGCAGACACGCACGCGACGCAUGGUGCUGAAGAAGAUGAAGGAGAUGGGACUGGUUUUCAAGGCGCCCACAAAGCGUACGACAGCCAGCGCGGUCAACAAGAAGCUCUGGUCCACAGUGGAAGAUGAAGAACUGCAAAGCCUCUACGAUGAACAUCGCUUGGAAGAUGAUUGCUUGCAACGUAUCAUCGACGAGUUCGUGGAUCGUCGCACGAAACGUCAAAUUAUACAACGUCUGCUGCAAUUGCAUAUAAUCGCGGAUAAAUCAGAGAUUAUGCCAAAGAAGAAAGUCAAACGCAAGUCGAAGAAGGCGGGCACCAACUCGGAAGGCAGCGAUAACGAGGGUGAAUAUAUGGAAGAGCCGCAAUUUGGCGAACCACAAUCGCCCAGUGGUCUUAAAGCCUCGAAGUCUUCGAAGAAGAAGAAGAAGGAUAAAUUGAAGAAGAAUAAGUUGGCGGCAGCAACCAAAGCCGCCAAACCGGUGAAACGUAAAAUCGUGCGUACGCCACUCGAUGUGGGUACUCUGCGUGCACUGAUAACACAAGUCACCGAUAAGUAUCAGGAGGCAAUUGAUUGGUUGAAAGAAUGCCUGGACGAUGCAGCCGAAGACACUGAAGAGCCCAGUGAGGAGGAUGAUGGAGUGCCAUUGGUGCCACUGCAAGAAGUCGCACGUGAAGCCAUGGAGAAUGCUGAUUUCCAUAAGAUACUCGUCGCUUUGGGCAUACAACCACCCUUAUUGGGCACAGAAAGCUAUUGGCGCAUACCCAUAUACCUCAAUUCGGCCGAUUUGAAGUUGCGCGCGAAAAUCGUAGCCGGCGAAGAGGUCGACAUCGAUAUGGAAGGUGUAGAGGAGGAGGGCGACGCUGAUGCAGAUCCAGAAGUGGAGGUCGCUAGCGAUGACGAAUCGGAUAAUGAUGAUGAUGAGUCAGAUAGCGAUUCAGAUAGCGAUGCUGGUGGCGCCGCAAAGCAGGACAGUGAAAGCGAGGAAGAUUUCUUCGAUAAGUUCGCUGAGAAACAUAAGAAGCGCAUGGCGGCAAUGGACCAAUUCGUCGAGAAGCGUGCGCAGAAAAUGCGCAGCAUUAUGUUUAACAAAAGCGAUGAGGAGGACGUUGAGCGUGCCGGUAUCGGACAAAAGAAGAAGCGUGGCCGUAAACCCAAAGCGAGCAAAAGUAAGAAAGCGGACGAAAACUCCGACAAUGAUGCGGCCGAGGUUGAUGAAAUCGUAAAGAAACUCGAGAAAAAGCGACGUCAACCAGCAAUCAGUAGCGAUGAUGAUGACGAUGAUGAGCAUGAGGAUGUGAAUAAAAGCCAUGCCAAAGAAUUAUCCGUUUCAGAGAAGAGAACCGAUGUUGUGAGCGAUUUAUUCGAUCAGCUGAAAUCUCAAACUGCCAAGAAGAAACGUGAGACGACCACUUACACCGAGGAAAUGGACGAACUCAAUUUCAAUUCAGAAGACUAUCGUAAGCGACUGGCGGAGCUGGGCGACAGCGAUGAAGACGACGAGGACGCCACAACCAGCAACAUGAACAAUAAGACUCGCACGCGGCGCGCUAAUAUAAUUGACUCCGAUAGCGAAGAGGAGAGCGGCAAUGUAAUUGAUGAAAUGAUUGGUGGCGACAAAAAAGACAAGGACAUCGACGAAGACAACAAAGGCGUCGACGAUAAUGAUGGCGUCGUUGACAAAGAGGUUGCGGCCGUUUCCGUAACCCGUGGUGUUGCUGAUGGCGACGCAAGCGGUUCGGUUGCUGGCAUUGUUGACACAGCAGGCAAUCAGGCGCAUGUUGAUGACAGCACAGAACCUGUUGAUGAGAUUGCACCACACACAACAGCAAAUAAACGUAAACGAGAUAUUUUGGACGAUAGCGAUGAGGAAAAUAAUGACAGCAAUGGCAAGGAGAUCGAUGACGACGACGAGGAAGAGGAUACUUUCAUCAUGCGCCGGAAGCCAACCAAAGAGGAACAACAGCGUUUAGACAGCGGUGAGGAGCCUGCCAAACGGCGUCGUAUUGCCAUCAUCGACGAUGACGAUGAUGAUGAGUAGAAGAGUGCUGCCCCAAACGCCAAGGAAUAAUGUGUACUGUACGCCACAUCUCGUUUCUCAACACCUCGUGGCGCAACAAUUUGAAGUUUUGAAUUAAUUUUGCAUUUAGUUUUCAAUAUUCUUUUAAUUAUCAUAUUUAUGUUCAUUAUCUACACAACUCAUUACUUUGUAUGCCAGGCUUAUUUGUAUUUGUUUUACUUGAAUUGUACUUUCAUUUUCGUUUGAAUUGAAUAAAAGAUUAAAUAUUAUUAAGCGAA
Molecule: messenger RNA, 5494 nt
Organism: Zeugodacus cucurbitae (melon fly)
Lineage: Eukaryota; Metazoa; Arthropoda; Insecta; Diptera; Tephritidae
Gene: timeout
Product: protein timeless homolog
Exons: 19
Coding region: 633-5237 (1534 amino acids)
Biological process (GO): replication fork arrest; DNA replication checkpoint signaling; DNA repair
Cellular component (GO): replication fork protection complex
Molecular function (GO): DNA binding
Source: RefSeq, a predicted model, not a curated record